Triticum dicoccoides is the source of this 897-nucleotide messenger RNA. RefSeq lists its product as uncharacterized. Lineage: Eukaryota; Viridiplantae; Streptophyta; Magnoliopsida; Poales; Poaceae. The transcript has a single exon. The coding region runs from base 1 to 897 and encodes 298 amino acids. The record is from RefSeq and is a predicted model, not a curated record.
AUGCCCGACAGGCCCGAGCGCAUCGACUUCACGCUGGCCGGCGGCGGCGCCACCCUGGUCGGCGUAAGCAACCAGCACCGCACCGUCCUGCACGAUGCCGCGUCCGAAGUCACCUCGGAGGGGCCGGAGAUGGCUCACCUCAAGGCCGGCGGCACCUUCGUCAUACCGCUCGGCCGUCGCCGCCUCUGCGCGGUCAAGCGCCGCCACUAUUACUAUCCCGCCAGCCCGGACGAGCCAACUGAGCCACUCGGCGAGACCCUGGUCGGCGGCCUUGCCGCCGGAGCCUGGCGCGCGCUCCCGGACCCGCCGCCCGACCUCAUCCGAAGUAGACGCGGCAACCCGUCGUGCCUGGUCACCGCCUGCUACUUGGCAGUGGGGAAGCGCCUCUGGGUCUCGGCCAGGGACAGGGGCACCUACUCGGUCGACACGACAGCCCGCGCCGCCGAUGGUUGGCGCAAGGAGGGCGACUGGCAGCUGCCGUUCCAGUGCCGCGGCCUCCUGGCCCCCGACCUGGCUCCUGGCCUCUGCUUCGGCCUCUGCCCCCGGAUCACCCGCCUCUGUGCCUGCGAUGUCCGGCGCUCACCUCCGCCGGUCCGGUACGCCUGGGACGACACUCGGCCGUGCUGGCCGACGCCCUUCAGCCAAGAGAACAUCGCCACCGUCGCGCGGCUCCCGGACAGCAGCCUGGCCUACCUCGGCGACGGCGAGUUCUGCAUUGCGUGGACCAUCGCGAUCAGCGAGGACAACUCGACCAUAAGUCAGCGUGCGCUCUGGUUGAUGGGCGUCAAGAUCGGCAAGAACUCGCCGUCGGCACCCCUCCGCCUGCUCCACCACAAGGCCUGCAUCUAUGAGUUGCCGGACCGGGCUCUCAUGGCCUACGCUCUUCACGCUGAUUGA